Messenger RNA from Argiope bruennichi, 2348 nucleotides. RefSeq names its product ciliated left-right organizer metallopeptidase-like. The transcript has 18 exons. The record is from RefSeq and is a predicted model, not a curated record. Gene Ontology annotation, biological process: proteolysis; cell adhesion. The coding region runs from base 124 to 2229 and encodes 701 amino acids. Lineage: Eukaryota; Metazoa; Arthropoda; Arachnida; Araneae; Araneidae. Gene Ontology annotation, cellular component: cytoplasm; membrane. Gene Ontology annotation, molecular function: metalloendopeptidase activity.
AUUUAUUCUGACUUGCAUAUGAAAAUUUUUACAUUCAUUUUAAGAUUAAUUCAUAUUUUAAUAUUUAUUUUUAAGACCGAUGGACAUAAAUUGCAGCAAAAUGAAAUUCUACCUUAUUGAAAUAUGAACAAAUUGUUGAUAAUUUAUGGAAUCUUAUUAUUUAUUGAAUUCCAUAAUAUUGUACCAGCUGUUUCUGAUAUGUGUAUUCAUGAUGAAGUAGCAAUUCCAGAUGUUCCUGUAGGAGAAUUGACUUAUCGACAAAUGCGAGGGAAACGAGAAAAACAUAGUGAAAUUUUUCAACCCUUAAAUAUCCAUUAUUAUAUUGAUGAUAUUGAUCCCAAUACUCCUGAAAAUGUUAUACUUAAUUUGAAGAUUGCUUUCAAGAAGGUGGUUAAAUUUUUCCAAGAUUCUGUUGCAGUUAGAAGUUCUUUUAAUCCAUUUCUAAUAGAGCGUUCUAAUUGUGCACAGAAAUGGGUGAAUGGUAUUAAUAAAAAUAAGUGUUCCCGCUUGAAAUCUGGACCUGAAUUUUGUUCCAUAAAAGAGACUGAUUAUGUUAUUCCUGAUAGAUAUUUAAAUAAAUUAGAAGUAUUUGAUUAUACUAGCCCACAUCCUCGGCAUAUACUUAAAGCUGGUCCUGGUGUAAAAGAUGCUAAUUUUUUUCUUUUUGUGAUCAGUAGAACUACAUCCUGGUGUACUGAAAAUAAUGUUCAAGCAUAUGGAUCAUAUUGUAGACUUGAUAGCUAUAACCGUCCUGUUGCUGGUUUGUUAAAUAUGUGCCCUACAUAUUUUUCAAAGAAGAUAUAUAAAGCAAGUCAUUAUUUUCAUGUCAUUAUGCAUGAAAUCAUUCACAUUCUUGGUUUUUCAGUCCAUCUUUAUCCUAAGUUUAAAAUGUGCACUUCAAUUUAUGAUUGUGAAACUCCAAAGAAAAUUGCAGAGGUUGAUUCAAAUGGGAUUCAAAGAUUAAUUUUUCCUGAAUUGGUAAAGAGCAUGCAGACUCAUUUUAAUUGUUCUGAAGAAGAAUUUGGGGGACCUUUAGAAAUAUCCCAAGGCAGAGGCAAGGCUUCAGAGGAAAUGAAAUACACUUCUCAUUGGCAUCCUCUGCUUAUGUAUACUAGUAUUAUGACUCCAUUUAUUGUGGAGGAUGAAUAUAUUGUGAUCGAUAAUAUAACUUUAGCAUUACUAGCAAGUACUGGAUGGUAUCGAGUUAAUUUUACCAUAGCUGAAUACUUUCAUUUUGGGAAAGGAGAAGGAUGCAAAUUUGGAUUUAAAGCAAAUUGUGAGGAUUCAAAGCAUCUAUGCUCUCCAAAGGAUGCAGCUCGAAACUGUGAUAUAUUGCGCUAUACUAUUGGCAAAUGUGAAAGUAUAGUUCCAUAUCAUCCUUGUGGAGUAUUUAAGCCAAAUCAUAAAGAAAGCUGCUUAGAUGAAAUAAACAUGCAAGCAAAGGAAUAUGAACAGCGGUGUGUUAUGGUAACAAAAACAAAUGUGGCAGAACCAAAUUGUUUGCUUACAAAAUGCAUAUCAACAAAUGAAUUUGAAUUUCUUGUCAAUUCCACUUGGGGUAAAUGCAAAACCAGUGAAAAGGCAGAAAUCAAUAAUGUUACAAUAAAUUGUCCAGAGUUAGGUUCAAUUUGUUGGGAUGAAGCAAAGCUUGUAAAUAAAACAUUUUGUUCGUGGGGCAGUGAUGAAGCUAUUGCUGUGCGUAUGUAUUUUGCUGACCAAACCUAUCAACAAUUAUUGGAAAGUGAUAAUAUCAGAAAUUUCAAAGUUAGCACUCUUCAGGCUAUAGCUGAAAAUCUGCAAAUGUCUGUGAAUCACAUUGUAAAUGCAACUCUGACUAUAUUUAAAGGAGCAUUUUUAGACUUCACUCUAUGUCCACCCUCCAACAUGAGUAAUGACAAACUGGGUGCACUUAUUGAGAAAACACAAAAGUUCCUUAAAAGCAGUUCCUUCAUACAUAUUUUUAAAGGAGCUACAGAAUUUGCUGUAUCUUCUACAACCAUUGUGAUAGAACCAGAAAUUGCAGUCUCAUUCAGUGACCAUGAAGGUUUCCACAUGUUGUCUAUUAUACCUGUGAUUUGUGCUAUUUUUAUUGUUGCUUCUUUUAUAGCAUCAUUGUUUAGACUCGUUAUGAGUCAAAAGUAUAGACCAAAGAGAGAAACUGUAGAACUUGAAGAUUUCAGCCAAAGUAAUUCAUUUGCUCAAAAUUCUAAUCAAAAACUAACUGCAUAAUAUGAAUGAAAUUUCACAGUUACUUCCAUCUGUAUGGAAGCAAAUGUUCCUAACGAAAAUGAAAAGCCUCAUAAAGUUUCUUCAAAAACCCUAUGAUGGAUUUGCUCAUUUUUAAAGCU